CGGGCUGCCGGUGCUGAACCUCGGCUUGUGAUUGCUUUUGCUAGCCAUCGCCUUUUCGACCAUCCGGCGCGCUGCGCUUCCCAACUCCAAAGAUCCGAUCAUCAUCAAGUGCCCGGAGGGAACUGGUCAAACGAAAGCUGCCUCACAAACACAAUCUGAAAUGGCCAUCCGCGAGGAUCUGGUCGCGUCGGCGGUCAAGUUCCUACAGGACCCUAGCGUUUCCUCAUCUCCAGUCGAGAAGAAAGUCGCUUUUCUUCAAGCCAAGAACCUUACGCAAGAAGAAGUGAACGCUGCGCUCGCGCGAGCAGGUGCUCCUGUUCCGGCACAGGCAUACCCGCCCCAAUCGACAUCGGCCGUUGCGCAACCGCCGCAAUACUAUGGACAAUACCCGCCGCAGUAUCCCCCUUAUGGGUGGCAACAACCGCCCCCGCAGCCAAUUCCGCGACGGGACUGGAGGGAUUGGUUCAUCAUGGCGACGGUGGUGAGCGGCGUGUCAUACGGGCUUUAUAGCUUAGGAAAGCGCUAUGUUUACCCCUUGGUUUCACCACCUACCCCAGAACGGCUAGAGCAGGACAAGAAGUCGAUCGACGAACAGUUUGAGAAGACGUUUUCCCUCGUCGAUCAGCUAGCCAAGGACACCGAGACCCUCAAGACGGCAGAGAAGGAGCGCACGGAAAGGUUAGACACGGCGCUUGUCGAACUCGAAACGACCAUCAGCCAGCUCAAGGCGGCGAACAAGAGACGCGACGACGAAUCGCAGCGGGUGCGGGACGACGUGCAGAACCUCCGGGACUCGAUCCCGCGCGGGCUCAACAACCAGAAGGACCUGACCGACACGAGGCUGCGCGAGGUCAACGCCGAGCUUAAGAGCCUCAAGACCCUUAUCACGCAGCGCAUGAACCCGACCGCGACGUCGGCCAGCGUCGGCAACUACAUGCGCCCGACGGUCAGCGGCAGCGUGACGCCGAGCAGCCCGGCCACUACCCCUGCGCCGACGGUAGAGGCCACGGCCAAGCCGGAAGCGACGCCCGCUCCUCAAGACUCUUCUGCCAAUGCGCCCCGUGCCUCGCCGUUCAGCAGCGGGAUGCAGGCUAAGGCGUCGAUCCCGGCGUGGCAGAUGAUGGCGGCUAAGAGCGCCGAGUCGCCCAGCACACCGCCCGUGAAUGGCACCGACGCAAGGAGCAGCAGUGGGGCUCAGGAAGCUUCGGGAAGCGCAUGAGCGGGUACUCGGUAAUGGGGCAGAGGGCGGGAAGGGAUUGGGGGGCGGAAUGCAUCGCAAUAUCUGCGCGAGCUAGAUGUGUACAUUAUGCUGUAAUGGCUAUUGAAAGACAGGCUGUUUUCUCAUGGUGAUCGGGAAUUUGGGGUUCAUCGGAUAUUGACUAUGGGACGGUUUUGAGUUCGAAGGCUACGAAAUAUUCGGGACCCAAAAAGCUGCCGCAGGAGUGGGUGCAAACAACAAACUCUUGGCAGCGCUCUUCGCUGAUACGCGGCUUGGUGAGAUGAAGUUGAUGCAGUGCAAGCGAUCUCAGCUCUGCAUGAUAGAAGUGAGUUAUUCCUAACUUGGCAAUUCUUGCGCUCUUGCCAGCUCUCCUCCAGAAUGUAGGCAUGCACAUCGCGGCGCAUUGUUUCCGGCGUGGCGAUCCGGAGUCAGUCCCUUGAAGGGAAGGCUUGCGAAAGCCGGAUUCGUUGAUUC
This is a messenger RNA of Chaetomium fimeti, 1693 nucleotides long. RefSeq names its product peroxisomal membrane anchor protein conserved region-domain-containing protein. The record is from RefSeq and is a predicted model, not a curated record. Gene Ontology annotation, cellular component: peroxisomal membrane; peroxisomal importomer complex. Gene Ontology annotation, molecular function: signaling receptor binding. Lineage: Eukaryota; Fungi; Ascomycota; Sordariomycetes; Sordariales; Chaetomiaceae. Gene Ontology annotation, biological process: protein import into peroxisome matrix, docking. Bases 161 to 1219 code for a protein of 352 amino acids. The transcript has 3 exons.